Messenger RNA from Lasiosphaeria miniovina, 1155 nucleotides. RefSeq lists its product as uncharacterized. The transcript has 2 exons. The record is from RefSeq and is a predicted model, not a curated record. Lineage: Eukaryota; Fungi; Ascomycota; Sordariomycetes; Sordariales; Lasiosphaeriaceae. Gene Ontology annotation, biological process: peptidyl-lysine monomethylation; peptidyl-lysine trimethylation. Gene Ontology annotation, molecular function: protein-lysine N-methyltransferase activity; protein binding. The coding region runs from base 1 to 1155 and encodes 384 amino acids.
AUGGAGGCUUACUCGGAGCUCCUCCUCUGGGCGGGCGAGCACGGCGUCGUGCUGAACGGCAUCGAGCCUCACCGGAUCCCGGGGCGCGGCAUAGGCAUCGUGGCGACGCGAGCUCUCGAGCCAGGCGAGAAGCUGCUGCACGUGCCGUCGGCGAUGCUGCGGACCAUGGACACGGUGCCCAAGAGGAUCUCGCGCAGGCUGCCCAAGAAGACGAAGAUCCACGGGCUGCUGGCCGCCGACCUCGCGCUCAACCCGCACCCGGGCAAGUACGGGAAGUGGAACGCCGUGGUCCCCUCACGCGCCGACAUCUGGGACAGCCUGCCGCUGACCUGGGACCCGAGGCUGCAAGAGCUCCUGCCGCGCGCCGCCCUCGACCUGCUCCGCAAGCAGGAGGCCAAGUUCGCCGUCGACUGGGCUGCCGCCGAGGAGGCGUUUCCUGCCACCUCUGACACCCCUGCGCUGUCGCGUGACGACUACCUGUACGCCUGGCUUCUGGUCAACUCGCGGACCUUUUACCACGAAACGGCGCGGUCCCUGAAGCUGCCGCCCGACGACCGCAUGGUGCUGCAGCCCGUGGCGGACCUGUUCAACCACGCCGACGCGGGGUGCGCCGUGCUAUUUAGCGCGGCGUCCUUCGUUUUCAUGGCGGACCGCGCCUACGCGCCGGGGGACGAGGUGUUCAUCUGCUACGGCAACCACGGCAACGACAUGCUGCUGGCUGAGUACGGCUUCGUGCUGGCGAGCAACCGCUGGGACGAGGUAUGCCUCGACGACGUGAUGCUGCCCGCGCUGACGGCGCGCCAGCGCGCCCACCUCGACAACCGCGGCUUCCUGGGCAACUACAUGCUCGACGCCGCCACCGUGUGCUACCGGACCCAGGUCGCGCUGCGCCUGAUGUGCGUGCCCCUGAGGGAGUGGCAGAGGUUUGUUGAUGGCGCCGACGACGGCGGCAAGGGUGACGAUGAUGCUGCGCAGGCAAAGGCGGACCGCCUGCUGGCAUUCCUUCUUGGCAAGUAUCGGGAGACAAUUGAGAAGACGAUAGACACACUUGGCUCGCUCCAGGCCGGCCAGCCGUCGCAGCGUGAGCUGCUUUGCCGGAGGUGGCGCCAGAUUCAGACCUUGAUAGAUACCACAAUCACGAGGCUUGAGUCCUGA